AUGCCAGAUAAACAUUUCCGCACUGGUUCAACAACUCUAGCGUGGUUCUUUACCAAUGGAGCCUGGGCACAGGGUGACAUGGACGGAUGCUGUAUGUGGUAUGCACCCAAUGGCUCCUGGUUCGGAGUCAACAUCCAUUGUCCCGUACAGAUCUUUGGUAUAGGAACUGCCCCUUAUUAUGAAGUCGCUUGGUCUGAGUGGGGAAAGGAGACAUUUUUCAAGCCUGUUGAUGAACCUUUUAUAUCUUUUGAUUUUCCUCGCUCUCUUGGAUAUGAUAUCCAGAUCGAGCCCCAAAGUGGACAUUCCGCUAUCAUUGUUGAUGUGAUCAUUAACAAGAUCACAAAAGACUCCAAUGAGAUGUGUUUCGGGCAUUCGAAAGCUGGCACGUUAUAUUUAGUCACUUUGUGA
Molecule: messenger RNA, 408 nt
Organism: Fusarium proliferatum ET1
Lineage: Eukaryota; Fungi; Ascomycota; Sordariomycetes; Hypocreales; Nectriaceae
Exons: 1
Coding region: 1-408 (135 amino acids)
Source: RefSeq, a predicted model, not a curated record